UUACUUGAUCACUAGGUCAGCUGUCGCCAAUCCGGCAAGCACCAAUCCUACUGGCAUAGUUAAGGCCGCACGAAAUUGCGUGGUACAGGACGGGUGUCCCCAGCCAAGUAAGUAUGUUGUUUCCAGAUUUAUGAGGUGGAGAUGAGGCAGCUUCUGAAGGCUGGAGGUGGCAGAAGCAACUGUUCAUCUGACGUUCCUUGGGCGGCGCCUGGAGAGAUGAGCUGCAUUCACACUAAGCUGCUUUCGGAAAUCAUCGAUUGAUGUGUUGAUGAGGGGUGCAUCGACAGCCGCAGGGAACGAGGCUGAGACAUUCCCCUCACUACUUGCUCCGUUCUCUCAAGCAACCUCGUAGUCUAAGUCCUGGCGCUAGUUUCCGUGCUCUAGUCGACUGCUGCCAUCGCUUUCAAAAUGCCACCUGUGUCCGACCCGGUGCGUGACUCGAGACUACGGACGACUAGUGAAGGAGGAGGUAUCACCCGCCAUAUCAUAGAGACAUCAGGACGCGGCAGCGGUCAGCGGAAGAUCCGAAUAGAACAAAAAUGGCAGCGAACAAAAACGCUAGGCCAGGGCGGCUUUGGCCUCGUAUGGAAGGAGACCCUUAUUGAAGGCAAAGGCGACAUCACGGAGAGAGCGGUCAAGAUGGUCCGGAAACGGAUGCAAGGAUCUCAAUCCGUGGAUUAUAGCAGAGAGCUUGAAGCGAUGGCAAAGUUUUCUCACCCAAGGUACAGAACAUAUUUUGUCGAGUCCUAUGGCUGGUAUGAAAGUGAAGAUGCAGUCUUCAUCGCCAUGGAGUUUCUUCCUCACGGAGACCUGCAAAAACUUCUCCAGCUCCGCUCCAAAUUACCAGAGCCAGAUGCGCAACAGAUCGCUUUCCAGGUUUUGGAAGGUCUUACAUACAUGCAUGAGAACGGAUUUGCACACCGCGAUCUCAAACCAGCCAACAUUCUCAUCAAAGAGAUGGGCCCACACUGGUGGGUGAAGAUCGCAGACUUUGGCAUCUCAAAACGGGCCGAGGAAGGCGUCACCGAACUCCGAACCUUCAGUGGUACCCCAGGCUUUCUCGCUCCGGAGAUCAUGGUUCAGAGCGGAAUGCUGGAUGCAGAAGACUUUGCCCGUGAGCGCGGCUACACGUUCGCGGUCGACAUCUGGUCAGUUGGCGAGAUCAUCUUCCGAAGUCUAUCUGGCGAGUCGCCAUUCGACAAUACACGAACACUUGCAUCGUACGUGAAAGGCAAAACAUCUUUUCCGUUGGGGAAGUUGGUCAGCCUCAGUGUUACAGAACACGGUCAGGCGCUUUGUCGACUUCUCAUGGCGGCCAAGCCGCAAGAACGGCCAUCAGCUCCAAAAGCGCUUGAACAUCCAUGGUUUGCAUCUCAAAGAGGCUCUCCGAGGUCCUCAUCUGAGUUUUCGGGGUUUGUGCGCACAGGAUUGGACCCGCUCAUCGUUUCGCUCGAGAUCGCGAACGUAACAGAGACAGAGGAAUCGUUCGAUUGCACUGAAGCAUCUGCUCGUUGGAGCACCUUGAGAGGACCUACAGUGAAUAAAGACACAGUCGGAUCAGCAGCUUCAACACAGGAUGCCCGGGUGGCCAAAAGCAGCGAAGAUCUCAAGGGGAAAGGGACUUCUCAAAUCGGGAUUGUGAAACCUUCAGGCAACGGUCAAAUCGCAGAAAACAACCUAACGCUACCGCCACGGAAUCAUGGCUCAAGGAGCCAAAUCCCCAAUCAUCCCAGUAACAUUGGAAAAGCCGAUGAAGCGAGGGGAAGCGAGAGACCAGAAUCGUCCCAAAAUUCUGUGUCAAAACUAGCUGGCGGUGGCGUCCCACCAUCCACGGAUGAGCUUUCUUUAACAUCGCAUCACUGGGAACAACAAUCGGCUGGAAGUGCCGCAAAAGCCAUUACCAAGGAGGAGUACGGGAAUCAGUACGAGAAUCGAGUCACGGAUUAUGGCAGCUUCUCGGAGGGUCACGCAGGCGCAUCCACGCACGCAGAAGUAUUUGACAUGACUCCAAAAUCUGACAGUGAUCCGACAUCCGUUCAAGCACCCAGCCUGGUGUCGACCGCAAGAUGAACACAGGGAUAGCAGAUUUGAACCCUGAUGUGAUUGACCAAGCGGCAUUCAACCAGACAUGGAGGAAAUACCACAAGGUUGUCUCUCGUGCUCGGGAAGCGGAGGGGCUUCACAACGUCCACGUUGCCAGGUUUAAGCACAGAACGUGGCUGUCAAAGGGCAAGCCGCGAAUGGAGUUGGAAUUUGGAGAACCAGUUCGACUAUUGAGAAAAGUCGGUUCUCUGGAAAGUCA
Molecule: messenger RNA, 2302 nt
Organism: Westerdykella ornata
Lineage: Eukaryota; Fungi; Ascomycota; Dothideomycetes; Pleosporales; Sporormiaceae
Product: kinase-like protein
Exons: 5
Coding region: 409-2070 (553 amino acids)
Biological process (GO): mitotic DNA damage checkpoint signaling; protein phosphorylation
Cellular component (GO): nucleus
Molecular function (GO): ATP binding; protein serine/threonine kinase activity
Source: RefSeq, a predicted model, not a curated record